AUGCCAAUAUACCGACGACCUUACGAGGCAAAAGCUUGGCAGAAUCGAAUCUGUCCAGCGGAGACUAUGGUGAAGAUUCAUCCCGAUCAGUCAACCUCCGGCGCCGGAGAUAAAACAAAUUCGCCGUACUUAACGACGGAGAAAGAGAGUUUCACGAUUUGGAUGAAGUCGUUGGUGUUUAAUACAAAUGGAUGCACCGUCUUCAAUUCUAAAGGAAAAAUCAUUUAUCGUGUCGAUAAUUAUAACUCUAAGAGCUGUCGUGAAGUUUAUCUUAUGGAUUUGUCCGGCCAUGUCUUGUUUACCUUACGUAGACAGAAAUUUGGAUUAUUCAAGACAUGGGAAGGAUAUAGAUCAUCAUCUGAGACAUCAAUAAACUUCGACUAUUUUCGAGUGAAAAAUAAUGUUUUUCAGAUUCCGAACAAAGAUUCAUCUUCUUCGUAUAAAGUCAUCACGGGAUCUUGUAGAAACGACGAACAAUAUAGUUAUAAGAUGGUAAAUCACGGAUCAAGUUUAGUGAUCGAGGACAAUUGCGGAAAGAAAUUGGCAGAAGUGAAGAGAAAACAAUCGAAGAAUGGUUUGGAGUUAGGAGAUGAUGUUUUGACGAUGAUGGUUGAGUCCCAAGUUGAUCACUCUUUCAUCGUCGGACUUGUUUUAACUCAGAGUCUUAUCAAUAGUAAACUGUAA
This is a messenger RNA of Arabis nemorensis, 684 nucleotides long. Lineage: Eukaryota; Viridiplantae; Streptophyta; Magnoliopsida; Brassicales; Brassicaceae. The record is from the annotation of a GenBank genome assembly.